Messenger RNA from Zophobas morio, 604 nucleotides. Its product is annotated as glutamic acid-rich protein-like. The transcript has 2 exons. Bases 79 to 414 code for a protein of 111 amino acids. Lineage: Eukaryota; Metazoa; Arthropoda; Insecta; Coleoptera; Tenebrionidae. The record is from RefSeq and is a predicted model, not a curated record.
UCGCGAAACAUCCACUCGAAGCAACACUACGAGCACUCAAGUGCUAAUUUCGCUCCAUUAACCGCUAGCUCCGACGAAAUGAGGCGGAUUUUUCUCACCGUGGCACUGCUACUAGUAACAUCUCAGGGCCGGAUCCAGUCGAGAGGGAGAGGUUUGCGUCAAGCUGGGUUAGAAGAAGAGAAAAAUGUGGUGGGGGGCGAGAAGCCGUGUAACGUGAGGUUGGGCACUAUCUGUUUGGAUGAAGAAGACAAUGACUACGAGGAAGAGUAUGAAGACGACUACAAUGAAGACUAUGGUGAGGAGUACAAAGAGGUCUCCGAAGAGGACUAUAAAGAUGACUACGGAGACAACUUUGAAGAAGGCUACGAUGAGGAAUACAAAGAGGACUCCGAAGAUGAACAUAAACGAAGUUAAUUCUAGUUUUCAUUCUGAAUCAGAUGAUUCCCAUGACAAAACAGAAAAUGUGUUUAAAUAAAGAGAAUUUGUCUCUAAUUUUUGCAAAACUUUUAGCAAAGGUGCUACUUUUCUGACGAUUGUAAUCCUGGAGUAUUUUACAUUCUACAUAUAACUAAAUAUUUUUCUUUUUAUAUACUUAUAAAUAAUU